Molecule: messenger RNA, 2395 nt
Organism: Elaeis guineensis (African oil palm)
Lineage: Eukaryota; Viridiplantae; Streptophyta; Magnoliopsida; Arecales; Arecaceae
Product: receptor-like protein EIX2
Molecular function (GO): protein binding
Source: RefSeq, a predicted model, not a curated record
AUGGCUAUUUGUAGUAGUUGGCAUUCAAAUGCAUCCAAACUUCUUAUGCAUGUCAUGUUGAUCGCGCUCUUCCUCUUUUGUCUCUGCCUUGGUGGUAGAGAUGGUUCCAUGGUGGAGGGGGCCUGUAUAGAGAGUGAAAGGAGAGCUCUACUUUCCAUCAAAGAAGAUAUCUACGAUCCGGAUCAGUGGCUCUCCUCUUGGAAGGGCCAAGACUGCUGUAGAUGGAGGGGAGUGGGCUGCAAUAAUAUCACGGGCCAUGUGGUAAAGCUCGAUCUCAGAUACCCAUAUGAUUGGGAUGUCCAAUAUGAAACUAUGAAAUUUCCAGGUCCAAGUAAGGUGAAUUCUUCUUUGCUUGACUUGAUGCAUUUGAAGUAUUUGGAUUUGAGCUUGAACAAUUUUUCUGGAGCUCCCAUUCCUAAAUUCAUGGGUUCCCUUGUACAUUUAGAAUAUCUUAACCUCUCCUAUGCUGAGUUCAGCGGAUCCAUUCCACCUGAGCUUGGAAACCUCUCGAGCUUGCACUUCUUUGAUAUUCAGUGGAAUGGCUAUUAUUUUUAUGAUUCUGGAUGGACCUCUUUACGCGCUGAUAGCCUUCGUUUUCUCUCCAACAUCCCUUCUUUGCAACUACUUGACUUCAGUAGCGUCAACCUCUCCAAGGCAGCUAACUGGCUUCAUGAGGUUAACAUGCUCCCAUCUCUAUUAGGCUUGUAUUUGUCUGAUACUGACCUCCCUGUUGUGUCUGCUUCUAUAUCAAAUGUUAACCUCACAUCUCUCACCAUACUCGUUCUAUCUUGGAAUUAUCAUCUCAAUACUAGCAUACCCCACUGGUUGUUCAAUAUCAGCAGUCUCAUGCAUCUCGAUCUUUAUGGAUGUGGUUUAUCUGAUAGGCUACUAUUCGCUAUAGGGGAUUUACAUAACUUGAAAUUCUUAAAUUUAUCUAAUAAUCAAAUUACCGGAGAAAUUUUUCAAUCCUUGGGAAACUUCAGCCACUUGGAACAUCUAAGAAUGGGUAGGAAUAGAAUUAUUGGAGAGAUACCAGCAAUCAUUGGGAACCUUGUCCACCUAAAGUUCCUAGAUUUAUCGGCUAAUAAGAUCACUGGAGAGAUGCCAGCAAUCAUUGGGAACCUCAUCCACUUAGAGCGGUUGUAUUUAUCAAAUAAUGAGAUUAAUGGAGAGAUACCAGACCUUUUCGACAAGCUUCAUAAACUUCAUUAUUUGGCAUUAUCAAACAAUCACAUAACUGGGAAUAUACAGAGAUUUAUAAGGAAUCAAUGCAAGUUGAACAUCCUACAAGCACUAUUUUUAUCCUAUAACAAGAUUGGUGGAGAGAUACCAGAAAUUUUAGGUCAGCUGUCUACACUACAAUCCUUGGGUCUGGCCUCAAACUCCUUUACGGGUCGUUUGACAAAAGCCCACUUUGCCAACCUUACGAGAUUGGACCUUUUGAAUCUGUCUAACAACUCAUUUGAAUUGAGCCUAAAUCAGGAUUGGAUACCUCCUUUUAAUGCUAGAUAUAUUGUGAUGGACUCUUGUCACUUGGGACCGAAAUUUCCAACUUGGCUUCGUACACAAACAAAUUUAGAAAGACUAUCACUACGUGAAAAUGACAUUUCAGAUGGCUUUCCUACUUGGUUUUGGGAUCUAAAUAAUAUUUUUUAUCUGAAUGUAUCCCAUAAUAGUAUGACAGGACCGCUGCCAGCUUCUUUAGGAGGCCAGCGAUAUGGCUACUUUGAUGUGAGUUCGAACAACAUUCACGGUCCAAUUCCUGAAUUGAAUACUUCUUACCUAUACACCAUGAUACUAUCUAACAACUCAUUUUCUGGAUCUAUUCCCUUGAGCUUUGCCAAAGCUACAAAUCUUGAAUUCUUUAUUUUGUCCUAUAACCGUAUUAAUGGUAGCAUCCCUCAAUUCCUUUGCAAUCUACCUUCAUUAGAAGUUCUUGAUCUCUCCAACAAUAACUUGUCUGGUGGCGUCCCACUAUUUUUUAGCAGUCUGGCUUCAUUGGAGGUUCUCGAUCUAUCUAACAAUAAGUUAUCUGGAGAACUUCAUCACUAUCGAGACAAACCACAGGAACAAAUGACUGAUUCCCAAAAGGACAGCAAGCUAGAACAUUCUUCAGACUCAAUGGCAUGUCCUGCUAACCUCCAAUCGCUGCAUCUGAGAAAGAACAAGCUCUCUGGAAACCUACCUUUAUGGCUGAAAUAUUGUAAACAGUUGGUUGUUCUUGAUUUUAGUGAAAAUACAUUCUCAGGCAACCUGCCAGUAUGGAUUGGAGAAAGCCUCAGAUCAUUGAGAGUUCUUUCUUUGAGGUCAAAUUUUUUCAACGGUAGUAUCCCAGUGCAACUAUCGCGUCUUACUUCUCUUCAAGUUUUGGACCUCGCUUGCAACAAUUUUUCAG